Molecule: messenger RNA, 1710 nt
Organism: Maylandia zebra (zebra mbuna)
Lineage: Eukaryota; Metazoa; Chordata; Actinopteri; Cichliformes; Cichlidae
Source: RefSeq, a predicted model, not a curated record
AAUACGGGACGUGUACUUUUGUUUCUAAAUACGGGACGAUUCCGUUUUUUAAGGGACGGUUGGCAACCCUAUCCCUGAGUGAACACGGUGUACAGAUGGCUACAGACAGCAGCCUCAGAGCACCCAUCUAAUAUGGAGACUACAAAGGCAGACAGCAGGCGCAAUCCUUUGGCCACUGCCAGCUUUUUUUCAAGGGUCUUUUUGUGUUGGUUAAACCCCCUGUUACAGCUUGGCCAAAAACACAGGCUCGAGAAAGGUGACAUGUACAGUGUCCUUCCGGAGGAUCUGUCUGAAACCCUGGGAGAGGAGCUGCAGAGAUGUUGGAACGAGGAAGUAAAAAAGGCUUCAAAGGAACUAUGGAAGCCGCAGCUCUCCAGGGUUCUUAUAAAGUGCUAUGGAAAGUCCUAUGCAUUAGCCGGCCUAUUUGAAUUUUUUCUGGAGGCAAUCAAAGUGAUCCAGCCACUUCUUCUGGGAAAAAUAAUCCUUUUCUUUGAGAAUUAUCACCCAGAUGAUCAGAGGAGUCUUUGCAUGGCGUAUGUUUACGCUGCUGCGAUGUCCAUCUCCACGUUUGGACUGACUAUCCUCCAACAUCUCUACUACUAUCAUGUCCAAAGAACAGGCAUGAGGAUUAGAGUGGCUAUGUGUCACAUGAUCUACAGGAAGGCUCUUGGUCUCAGCACUGAAUCCAUCGGACGAACAACCACCGGUCAAAUAGUGAACCUACUUUCAAAUGAUGUUAAUCAUUUUGAUGAGAUUACACUCAGACUGCACUACUUGUGGGCGGGACCUCUGCAAGCAAUGGUGAUCAUCGUUUUCCUUUGGUAUGAGAUCGGCCCCUCGUGCCUGGCAGGUGUGGCAACAAUUGCAGUUAUGAUGCCGAUACAGACCUGGUUUGGAAAACUCUUCGGCAUCUUCAGGAGCAAAACAGCAGUCCUUACUGACAGCAGAAUCCGUAUCAUGAAUGAAGUGGUGUCUGGCAUAAGGAUAAUCAAGAUGUAUGUCUGGGAGAAAUGGUUCUCAGCCCUGGUGACUGAAGUUAGAAAGAAAGAAAUCAGUCGGAUAUUAAAGAGCUCCUACCUACGAGGACUCAACAUGGCUUCCUUCUUUGCCAGCAGCAAGCUCAUAAUCUUUGUUACCUUCACGGUCUACACUCUUUUGGGGAACACCAUGACUGCCAGCCAGGUGUUUGUCACCAUGUCCCUGUAUGGUACAAUUAAGGUCACCCUGACCCUGUUCUUUCCUCUGGCCAUUGAGAAGUUGUCAGAGACUGUAGUGAGCAUUCGCAGGAUUAAGAAUUUUCUCCUACUGGAAGAGAUUGAGAGAAAAAACAUUAUGUUGCCUUUGGCGGAAAAGGGGGGAAACUCUAUUGAGAUCGAGAAACUGACCUGCUACUGGGAUAAGAGUUUGGAUGCACCAUCUCUUCAGAAUGUUUCCAUCACAGCAAAGUCACAUCAACUUCUGACUGUAAUCGGACCAGUGGGGGCCGGAAAGUCAUCCCUGCUAAGUGCAAUCCUGGGAGAGCUUCCUCGUGAUACAGGCACACUGAAGGUCAAAGGUCAGCUAACCUACGUCCAGCAACCGUGGGUGUUCCCUGGAACCAUUCGCAGCAACAUCCUUUUUGGGAGAGAACUUAACCCAAAGAAAUAUGAGCAGGUCCUUAGAGCCUGUGCUCUGAAGAAGGACCUGGAGAUGUUCCCAGAUGGAGACUAA